AUGCAGGGAAUCCAAUAUCGAAACAAAGUUGUGCUUGUUGGAACAACGCAUACAGGAAAGACAUCAAUUGUUCAAAGAUACGUAAAUGGACAAUUCAUGAUUAAUUCUGUUUCUUCAAUGCAAGCAGCAUUUUUCCAAAAGAAUGUCAUGAUCGGCGGCAAGGAGCAAACUCUUGAAAUUUGGGAUACAGCCGGACAGGAGCGUUUCCGUUCUUUAACUCCAAUGUAUUAUCGCGAUGCAAGAGUAGCAAUCGUCGUUUUUGAUAUAACUGAUGCGAAUAGCUUUUCGAAGGCAAAACAAUGGAUAAAUGAACUCAAGUCUUCAAGAGGAGACUCAAUAUCCCUUGUACUUGUCGGAAAUAAAUCCGACCUCGAAUUUAUUAGAGUUGUACAAAUGUCAGAAGCAAAACAAUAUGCAAAAUUACUCGAUAUUCCAUAUUUCGAAACAAGCGCGAAGACCGGAGUUAAUAUUGAAGAAGUUUUCAUACAAGUCGCUCAGGAUGUUACAGCUAAUUCAACAUUUGAAAGCGCUUAUGGUCCAAAUAUAGCUCAGACUCAAAAUCAGGAAUCAUCAUGCUGUUAA
Molecule: messenger RNA, 582 nt
Organism: Trichomonas vaginalis G3
Lineage: Eukaryota; Parabasalia; Trichomonadida; Trichomonadidae
Product: small Rab GTPase RabF2
Exons: 1
Coding region: 1-582 (193 amino acids)
Biological process (GO): Rab protein signal transduction
Molecular function (GO): GTP binding; GTPase activity
Source: RefSeq, a predicted model, not a curated record